AUGGACUCUCCCAACUCAACUGAUUUUGCUUUCACAUCUUCAACCACAGUUCAUAACAAGAACAGUAACAUCACUAGAUGCCAUUCUACAAAAGAAACACCUUUCUCAAAACUCUCAUGUCCUACUUUCUCUCGCAGCCUUCAAAACUCUCCCAUUUCAUCUCCUCCUCAUCACUAUUUUCCCACUAAACUCUCCGAUUCCGAGUCACCACAAACAACCUACCAUUGCGCUUCUUCUGUCCUAAGAAACGACGGACAAAUCACGUCCAUAGGUUUAUCAUCGAGUGGCUUACUUUACACAGGUUCUGAUUCCAAUGUUGUAAGGGUAUGGAAGCUACCUGAAUUCACUGAAUGCGGACAGUUGAAGACUAAAGCUUCAAAAGUUGUCGCGAUCGAGGUUUCCAAUGACACUGUUUAUGCAGCUUAUGGCGAUGGCAAGAUUCGAGUAUGGACAAUAAUUUGGGAUAAUAGUACUAAUGUUUUGAAACAUGUUCGGUCUGCUACCAUUCCUAAGACACUCGGCUAUGUUCGUAGCUACAUUGCAGGGAAAGACAAGACACAUAUGAAGCACAAGAGACUAAUAACAUCGAUGGCAGUAAACUCGGCCGAGGACAUUCUAUACACUGCAUCACUCGACAAAACAGUAAAAGUAUGGCGAAUCUCAGACCUGAAAUGCAUAGAGACAAUCAAAGCACACGCUGAACCGAUCAACGCGAUAAUAGUAUCCGACGACGGAGUUCUCUACACUGCCUCGGACGACGCCACAGUUCGAGUCUGGCGUAGAAACUUUUGCAGCCACGAUCAACCUCAUUCUCUGACAGUAACACUUCACGCAAAAUACUCACCUGUGAAAGCCUUAACACUAACCAACGACGGAGGAGUAUUAUACGGCGGAUGCACCGACGGUUACAUACAUUAUUGGCUAAAGGGUUGGUUUGCAGGACAGUUGCAAUAUAGCGGAUCGAUUCAAGGACACACGCAUGCUGUUUUGUGUUUAGCUAGUGUUGGAAAAUAUGUAGUUAGUGGCUCGGCGGAUUCGACUAGCAGGGUUUGGAGUAGAGAAGAAGAUGGACAACAUGUUUGUUUAGCUGUUUUGGUUGGUCAUAGAGGACCUGUUAGGUGUGUGACAGCUUUUUUAGGAGGAUGUUUUGUUGAUGAUGAUGAUAAUGAAGAUUGUUGCAUUGUUUGUACUGGAAGCCUUGAUGGUGUCUUGAAGCUUUGGCGUGUCACUCAUACUAAGAAUUUUAGUUUGUUUGUUCCAACCUUGGAACAAGUUUUUUCAUAA
This is a messenger RNA of Lathyrus sativus (Indian pea), 1284 nucleotides long. NCBI's taxonomy places the organism in Eukaryota, Viridiplantae, Streptophyta, Magnoliopsida, Fabales, Fabaceae. The record is from the annotation of a GenBank genome assembly.